Molecule: messenger RNA, 1421 nt
Organism: Salvia hispanica
Lineage: Eukaryota; Viridiplantae; Streptophyta; Magnoliopsida; Lamiales; Lamiaceae
Product: UDP-D-xylose:L-fucose alpha-1,3-D-xylosyltransferase MGP4-like
Biological process (GO): rhamnogalacturonan II biosynthetic process
Cellular component (GO): Golgi apparatus
Molecular function (GO): UDP-xylosyltransferase activity
Source: RefSeq, a predicted model, not a curated record
UCCUUCUCAACACAUCAUCUCUCUCUGUCUCUCUUUCACUUUCAGUAUGAGAAUUGAAUUGAAUUUGAGUUAAGUUGAAAAUCAAAGGGCAAUUGAUGUGAAGGAAAAUGUCUGCAUUUCUGCAUCAGAGACCACUCUACCCUCUCUCACCGGAAUCUCACCAUUUGUCCCCUAGAUCCCGCCAAGAUCACCAUAAAACCUCCGCCCUCGCCUUCCUCACCCGCGGCCCUGCGUCGCUCCUUCUCCUCCUCUCGCUGCUCAUAAUAGUCGGCGUAGUUUUCCCCCACCUACGCUCCCCCGAUUCCCUCAUUUUCUUCACUUCCAGGAGCUCCGAUUCCAAGUGGCGGACCUACACCCUCUCCGAUGCGGCUGCCUACGUCGCGAAGAACAAUUCGCUGAUCGUCUGCGCCGUCAGCGAGGCGUAUUUGUCGUUCCUCAACAACUGGCUCAUCAGCAUCGAACGGCAGAAGCAUCACGAUCAAGUUUUGGUGAUCGCUGAGGACUACGCCACGCUUUUCAAGGUGAAUGAGCGCUGGCCAGGGCACGCUGUGUUGGUGCCUCCGGCGUUGGAGGCCGCCGCGGCUCAUAAGUUUGGGUCUCAGGGCUUCUUCAAUUUUACAGCUAGAAGACCCCAACACCUCCUGCAAAUUUUGGAACUUGGCUAUAACGUUAUGUACAAUGAUGUUGACAUGGUUUGGUUGGCAGAUCCAUUUCCGUAUUUUGAGGGCGAGCAUGAUGUGUACUUCAUGGAUGACAUGGCUUAUGUGAAACCUCUUAAUCAUUCUCAUGAUUUGCCGCCUCCAGGAAAAAAGGGUCGUACAUACAUCUGUAGCUGCCUGAUUUAUCUCCGUCCUACUGUUGGAGCAAAAUUACUUAUGAAGAAGUGGAUUGAAGAACUAAAGGACCAACCUUGGUCUAGGGCAAAGAAGGCCAAUGACCAGCCAGCCUUUAAUUGGGCAUUGAAUAAAACUGCUGGGCAGGUGGAUGUGUACCUUCUGCCUCAAAAAGCAUUCCCCACCGGUGGUUUGUACUUCAGAAACAAGACAUGGGCACGUGAAACCGAAGGGAUGCAUGUAAUCAUUCACAACAACUACAUAAUUGGUUUUGAGAAGAAGACCAAGCGAUUUCGUGACUACGGUCUCUGGUUGGUGGAUAAAUACGCUGCUGAAUCCCCUCUUGGCAGAUUAGAGUGAGUUACAAAUGAGCUUUCUGGUGGCACAUUUAGCAAAAACCGAGCUUGCCUGGCUUGAACCUGUCGCUGGUAUUGAGAAUUGAGAAGCAGAGGAUCCGAAAGAUGCCGAGGCCAAAAAGCUCACAGAUUGCUCGAACAAGUUCUCCCUUUGUGCUCUGUAGUGUGUGUUUAUCGGAAAUGGAUAGUGUAGCCUUAAUUUUCUUGUUCAUUAAGAAGAUGCAUUCAUUUA